This is a messenger RNA of Medicago truncatula (barrel medic), 573 nucleotides long. RefSeq lists its product as uncharacterized. The record is from RefSeq and is a predicted model, not a curated record. Gene Ontology annotation, molecular function: RNA-DNA hybrid ribonuclease activity; nucleic acid binding. Lineage: Eukaryota; Viridiplantae; Streptophyta; Magnoliopsida; Fabales; Fabaceae. The transcript has 2 exons. The coding region runs from base 1 to 573 and encodes 190 amino acids.
AUGGGUGGUGAGUGGGGACUGGGGGUUGGUUCACAUACCAACACACAUGAUGUAAAGACAUAUCCAUAUCGAUGUGGUCGAGCGCCACAGUGGAGUUUAUGGAAACACCGAAAUUUGAGAGUAUGGGAGGAUGUUACAGAAACAAGCGCCACAGUGGUCGAGCGUGCCAGGCAUUUGGUUGAAGACUGGCAGCUAGCGAACACCCCAGAUAUUCGUGCGACUAGCUUAACUCAUCAGCAAACAACCGCCUCCUCUUCUCACGACCACCGCAUUACAUGGCAGCUUCCUGGAGUAGGCCGAUAUAAAUGUAAUAUUGAUGCAGCUUUCUCUUCUCAUGUCAACCGUACAGGUAUCGGUAUGUGUGUUCAAGAUGCAGAAGGUACAUUUGUUCUGGCUAAAGCUUUUACAUAUCCUUGUAAUGUAUCGGUGGAUGUAGGUGAAGCCUUAGGGUUGCAUUCUGUUGUACAAUGGUUGAGUGACAUGCAGUUUGAUAAUAUGGAUUUUGAAACAGACUCGAAGUUGACAGCUGAUGCUUUCCUCUCUAGCAGGAACGACUUGUCCGAAUUUGGUUAA